Raphanus sativus (radish) is the source of this 864-nucleotide messenger RNA. RefSeq names its product vicilin-like seed storage protein At2g18540. The coding region runs from base 1 to 864 and encodes 287 amino acids. The transcript is spliced from 2 exons. NCBI's taxonomy places the organism in Eukaryota, Viridiplantae, Streptophyta, Magnoliopsida, Brassicales, Brassicaceae. The record is from RefSeq and is a predicted model, not a curated record.
AUGGAAGAGAGGCUUGAUGGCGUUGAGAAAGAAAUGAAAAGGAAGGAGAACGAGAACAAUGAUGGUUUUUAUCAAACCAUGGAUUAUGACUGGAAUGGAGGGAGUUAUGACAGAAAUGGAAAAGAGAGUCAAGAAAAGGCUAAGAAGAAAGAUAAAGGUUCUGAGGAAGAGAGAGAAUCUGAAGCUGAAGCUGAAGAAGACAAAGAAAAAGAGGAUGAAAUGGUUGAGGAUGAAGUCACUGAAAAAGAAAAAGAAUCUGAAGAGGUUCAAAAAGCGGCUGAGAUGAAUGAAAACAAGGAGAUUGAAGAAGAGGUCGAAACAGAGGGUCAGGUUGAAGAGACUGAAUCUGAAGAGAAGACUUCCACACCACCACUUGAUGUUGUAGAGGAGGCUGAUAAGAGGGUUGAAGAGGAGGCUGCGGCUGUGGUUGAAGAAGAAGCUGAGAAGGUGGUUGCAGAGGAGGCUGAGAAUGUGGUUGAGGAAGAAGCUGAGAAGGUGGUUGCAGAGGAGGCUGAGAAUGUAGUUGAGGAAGAGCCAAAAAAAUACACUGAUGAAGAGAAACAAGGGUGGAUUCUUACAAUUUGCAAGACCAGUGAUGGAAUUCCUGCUGUGGAUAAGACAGAUGGAACUGAGGGAACUCCUACUCGUACUGGGGUGAAGCAUAGGCCUAAGGCAAUGGCGGUGAGAAAGCAUGCUCCUAAUCUGAGGGGCAGACCGAGGAAGGAUGCUCAACCAAAGAAGUUCACAACGCCACAACCAACAAAACGGACACGUGCACGAUCACAAUGGGUUUCCUCUCCUUACACUGAAGGUAAUACUGAUGAGAUUGAAGGGUGCAAGAAGAAGCCUAGAACAGAGGCUUAG